CUCCAUGUAGCUUUGAAGCUGCUUCACAAACUCCUGUCUUUCUCUCAUCAGACUCAAGUCAUCACCUGGAAUGGGUUUCAGGUCCCAGGUGUGUCUUAUCAAGAGUUCAUUUGGGACAUUUCUUACCUUCUUAAUGUGCUUUAAACCAUUAGUGAGUCUGAGUACAGAAUUAACACGUAUGAACAGUUAUGGAGUUAUGUGUUUACAGUAGCACUAUUAGUUUCUAGAGUUACAAAAAAAAAUCUCUUCAGCUCCUUCUUCAUCCAUCUAUAUGUACAGUAUAGAACGUUUCUGAGCCCUUUGGCUUUCCACAUUACAUCUAGCUUCUCUCAUGCACGAGCGCGCAGCAUCUCCUGGCGCGGUUACAGGUAACGGAUGCGCACUCAGACGUCUCGCGCCUCUGUAAAGCUCUCAUGGCGCGCGCUGGUCACGGGGUGAAAAAGCCCGCCGUUUUUCGUGACCUGAGGUAACGCCAUUUUCCCGCCACUUGCACCUCAUGCUGCUGAGGGAGUGAACCGAACCCCGCGGAUCUGCUGCUGAUUUUCCACUGUCUCACUCUGCAGCAGGAACCUGGAGCUUUUCUCCGCCAUGUCCGGGAUCUGAGGAGUAACAAAUGUGAAUCACCAAUAUGGAGUUCUCAAAUAACCGAAAACGGUCUCAAGGUGAUACAAAUCCUAUAUCUGGGACAUGUAAAGGUCAGUCUGCUGGAGGACAUGGCUCUCUCAGCACCUCGGAUUACAUAUCUAUGAAUGAAAUCAAUCCAAACGUAUCCUCAGAGAACUUACUGUCUCCAAACACCUUGGACACGUUUUCUCCAGAGAUCAGUCCCAGUUUCUCAGAUGGGUGUACUCAAGACUUAAGCUGUGAUUAUGUGAGAAAGAGCAGAACCUACGACUGUGUGAUGGAUAGUAGCCCAGAGAGUCUGAUCAGUCCAGUAAAUAGAGAGCAAGCGUGGACACCAGAAAUGUGUCAUCACUCCAGGCUGGUGAACAGUGCUAGCUUUCCUAGUUUUGGUACAACUCAUGGGUUGUUACGUGAAUAUCAGGAUCCUUCAGCCAACAACCGGGAAAUUAUUGAUUACCGCAAUCUGACACCUCAAGUGCCGUUCGUGCCUUCCAUCGCCAAGUCCAUUCCAAAGAAAAGGAUCUUUCUACGGAAGCCCAAAAAGGCCAUCAAAGACCUUUUCGUUCACAAAAAGCCGAAUAGAGAGAAAGCAAUGACACCAUGUACACCAAGUCGUGAAUAUGGACAGACAACAAAACAGACAAGGAGAUCCUCAAGAUGCCGUGAAUCCAGAGCCUGUCGCAAAACGCACGAUACGUUUUCUGACUCCUCGAGCGAUGACUGCGCUAACGUAUGCGAGGAUGCCGUGUCACUGAAAAGCUUUGGCUCUCAAGCUGGGUGUGGAGAGAUAUUCGCAGAUGAGGAAUAUCUGGUCUCUCUAGAAGGAAUGCCUAAACGUAAAACAGGCCGAGGUACCAGCGAAACUCUGAAGCAAAGUCCUGCUGCUUUCCAGGGAGGCAUGGAGCAGCUCGCAUCACCUGCUCACCCUGAAGUCUUGGAUUUGUUUGGAAUGUGGGAGGCAAUCAAUAGAACCGUUCUUUUGAGUCAAAGUUCAAGCCAAGAAUCGAAUAAAACCUCGACACCAAUUUCUAUUUCUUCUUCUUCGAAUGAGAUUGCGUAUGACGUUGAGAAUGUUCUGAACAAAAAUAUGACCGAACAAGAAAAUAAUCUGAGUCAUACACUGACACUGAAAAGUGAGAACCAAGAAAGUACCAGCGAUGAGGGUUACUGUGAUUGUCUUUCUACUGAAGAUCACACUGGACAAUCUCUAACGCCAAUUUUUACCAGAAAAAUCCCCAGAGACACCUACAGUGGAGAUGCUCUCUAUGAGUUAUUUUAUGACCCCAGUGAGGCUGAAAUGACCCCCAUUUUUGAUGACGAGCUGGAUCUACCGAGCAGCAUCGUCGAGCUGCCGAGUCCAGACCUCCCGUUAUCCAUGUACAGCUUCCAUAUUGGAUCAGAAGAAAACCUGGCACCUCCUCUAUCAGUAGACCUGAUUAGCCAGGACUUUCUGCAGAGUAACUGGGUUGGGAAGGACUGCUUACUGAAGCUCUGUGAUACAGAAAUUUCCCUGGCUAUGGGUAUCGUCAACUGGAUGAAACACAGGACACUCAAUAGUAAGAAAGCAGAGUUGGGAAGCCCAGGGAUCAGCACUGGCACUAAUGGAGAUGUCUGCCAAGAAGAAAUGUUUCAAACAACGGAUCUUACUAAUGUUCUAAGUAAAACAGGUGUGAGGGCUUCUUGUAGUAGAGACAACAUAGCUGACCUUAAAUUGAGCAAGCCAUGUCAAGUAGAUGGCCAUUUCUCAGUAGACACAGUACAACAUCAAGCUGGAGUCGUAACAACACCAGAGAGCCAACCCAGAACCCCAACAAGUCAUGUGUGCUUCCGGAUAUUCAAUAUCAAUUCACCAUCAACACCCAGCAAGGACUGGGAAUCUCCCGCUGGAUGUUCUCCUGGCUCGGGAACAAGUUCCUUGUUUGUGCUUGCCAUUAACAAAGAAUCUCUUUGUGGAUCUUGUAAGGCGUCCCUAAAACACGGGGCCAAAGAGUUGCACCUGUGCCAUUCGUGUACCUCCUUCAUCGAGCAAAUAAAGACAUCAAAGCUGUGGCCUCCUGCAAAUCUUUACCAAGCUAGGUUUGCAGGAAGUCCUCAAGCAUCGCUUCCUUCUCCGAGCAGCAGUUGCGGUAUAGCAAGUGACAUUAGUAUUCUUUCGCUAGUUGAGCAGUGUGCUAAUCAAAUGUCUUCACUGAAGCUUAAUCAGUAUCAUCAUCCUUCUGAUCAGGAAACCAGACCCGUCGCAAAUCAAUCAAGCGAUACCUAUCAGAGGAAAGAUCAUACCAGGAAGUGUGUCAAGUCCAAGCCCAAGAAGAAAAGCAAUGUCACACGAAAAGUGAGUGACAAAACACACGUGAAAAGCAGUUUCAGCCAUGUUGAGUGUAGACCGUCUCUCAUGGAGUUGGAGGAGCUCACAAAUAACGGAUCCCAAAAUGUAGUUCUAGAAACAUACAAGAGACCACGUGACCUACAAACUAAUCCUUUCAUGGACACGGAUACAUCUCAAGCUUCAAGGCCGACUUCACUUCCUCUCACAAGUGCUACUUCCUCUCAUUUCUAUAAAAAAGAGCACCACAACGCCAUCAAGGACAAAACACAUGAAAGGUCACGACGAGACAGAAAACUGCCAGGAUCCAGGGCUGUUUUAUCAGACAGUGUCACCUCAGAGGAGAAGAAGAUGAGACAAAGGUUCAGGACGAAGAAAUAAAGCAGAGACGUCUUCCGUGACUGCAGCUUUUCAUUACACCUGAUUACAGACUGAGAGGAAGCGAUUGAACAGGUGGAGUCAUGUGUGAAUCCUGCAGUCCUCCAGUGCUUUCAGGAGAAAUCUCUCUAUAUAUAGAGUAUAGGACACCAGGAUACAUCAUGACGAGUUCCUCACGGCUCUGGGGACCAAGUGUCUUUGUUCAGGUCCAAAUGUAGUGUUAAUGGACGUGUGUGUGUGUGUGUGUGUGUGUGUGUGUGUGUGUGUGUGUGUGUGUGUGUGUGUGUGUGUGUGUGUGGUUUAGAAGAGUAAUAAUAUACUAGUAUUUGUGCUGAAUCUGUAAUUAGGACAUCAGGAGAACGGACUCAUCUAUUAAUAGCCUUUUGGGUUUCGCUGCUUAACGAAGAGAUUCUUGUACACCAGAUUCACUGUUUACUGACCACAAAACCCUUCAUCCUAAACAUCAUUUACAUCUACAUCAUAAAGUUUUAAUGAUUCAUGGUUGAAGGGUCUCAAGAUUUAUAGUAUUUUUGUUUUUAUUUUAUUAUCACAGUUAUUACAAAUUUUUAUAAACGCAUCUCAGUCAGUGAAGAUUGUUUAAUUACAAUUUUUUCUAAAUAUUCGUAUAAUUUGACAUUUCCUGCCCCUCUGUGUGAAUAUUUUAUGCACAUAUUGUGUAUAUAUAGUGAAUAUUAUUUUUAGUUAAAAGUAUUUUCAGAAUUCUGUAAAACUGUUAAGUCCACUGUAACAGUAUAUAAAUAAUAUAUAUAUAAAUACAAAUAAAUCUGAAUAAAACAUAUAACUGGAUAAAAACGAUAUAAAAUCUGGAUAAAGUGUGAUCUCUUUCUGACCUGUGAUCAGCUCGUCUCAUUAAUCUUUUUAAAAGAUCAGUGCGAGUGAAAUCCAGCAGAUUAAUUCAUUAGUAAUGGCACAUGGACAGAGAAAUGUUUUAUUCUAUCAUCUAUUUAUUAUUUAUAAUAAUACAAAAAUAAUUCUCAUAAAUAAAUGAAGGUGAAUAUGGUGCUCUAAUAAUCACAGACAGAUGAAAGACUUCAGCAUCGUACUCGUACACGUGUAAUAAAUACAUCAGCGUAUUUGUGUUAUUACGGUUAGAAGAUUCUCGAAUGUGCAGGUUUAAAUUAAUGCAAAUCUCACAAUCCUCAUUGGACGAGCUGUAGCUGUAGAAGUGCUGUUGCUAUGGUAACUGGUUUUCCAGAUCUCCUGCGCUUUUUAUAGAGAAAGUGCAGAAAGAUCCAUCAUCUGCUGUGGUAAUGGACAUGCAUUUAAAUCGUCCAGGUCUAUAAUCAUGCUGAUCUGUAAAUCCUCUCAUCAGCCAAUCAGAUCACUGAUUUUAUCAUUCAUCAAUUUCCACGUCCUCACAGUCUCCUCGUCCUGUCUCUCAGUGCUCCUGGCUGGUGAUUUGUCUCAUCUGUUUCUAUCUAUCUAUCUAUCUAUCUAUCUAUCUAUCUAUCUAUCUAUCUAUCUGUCUGUCUGUCUGUCUGUCUGUCUGUCUGUCUGUCUGUCUGUCUGUCUGCAGUGAAAUCUUGUUAAAAAUGAUACAGAUUUGGAGUCAGUCAGAAGGCAGGAUUGUGUCUUUAACACUAGAUGGCGCUGCAGACUUUAUUUAUCACUAAAUGACUAAAACCAAGAGACACCCAUGUUAAUAUUUUCAAUCACUGCGUUUACUGAUGAUAUUCAGUUUAUUUAAAACAGCAAUGAGAAAUACAAUGUUUAUUAAAAGAGUAAUAAAUACUACAGCUGUGUAAAUAAAGAUCUAAUAAAGAGAAUGGGGGGGGAGGGGUUUGCACUACAGAGGACAGGCAGGGUAAAUGAGGGAUAGGGUAAUGAGCAGAUGUAAGAGACACUGGAGCCUCAUUCAGAACAGGAAAGAAAGACUCGCACUGUCUCAACUGUUUAAUCCGGCACAUACACUCCACUGAGGACUGACCCUAACACACUAUUAGCACCUGGUGUGUGUGUGUGUGUGUGUGUUUUGACUCAGAAUGAGAGGAGAGUCAAUGAAUCUAUUUAGCUGUCUAUCUACUGUUUCUCAUGUCUAAUACACUCCUCACUGAUGAUUAGAAGCUUGGAAGAAGAUUCAGGAGGUUCCAGAUCCAGAAGUGUAGAAGAGCGUAGUUUUCACUAGUAUUUUGGUUACUGGGAUACAGGAAACACACAUACACACACACACACACACACCCUUAAUCAAUCUACUGGCAUAGAGGAAACCACAGAUACCCAUUGUGCAGUUUAACGUGAUUUGACUGUGUCACGUUUAUGACGGUUAUUCUCACGUGUCGAGUUUAAAACUUAAGUUGUUUGUUACAUUAUCAAAUUUUUGCUCUUGUUUUUCUCCACAGAUUCUCGUCUCUCACUCAGAGCAGCUAUGAGGCAGCUAAUAUCAUCUCUCCAUCAUAACCCACACAAACGUGUGUGUGUGUGUGUGUGUGUGUGUGUGUUAUAACAUUUUCUUUCAAAAAUAUCUUUAUAAAAUUAAUCUAUUUUUUUUUAUUAUUUACCUCGUUCGAAUUGCAUCACAGAUUUUUAUUUAUUUAUUUUUCUUUUCUCAUUUAUUAUAUUUAUUUAUUUUCAUAUAAAAAUAUAAAUAAAAGUAUUAUUUAGUUUUUUAAUGUUUGAUCUACUUUACUGUAUUAUACAGUUAUCUUUGUUUUAAAGUUGUAUUUUCUACCUGUUUAAAGAUGUUUAUACGACUGUCUUUUCAACUCUCAGAUUUGUUCUUUUACUUUUUUUUUUUUACUUUUUUUUUUUUUUUCUCUGUGAAACACCACCCUCAUGUUUUUAUUUUAUGCCUCUUUUUAUUUGUUUUAUUUUUUUUUUAAACUUCCUUAAUUCUUUUACAGUGACUGAUUUUAUCAUAUAUUUUGUAUUUAUUUUAAUUUAGUUAUUUGGUUGGUUGUUAUUUUUUCAUUGUAACCUGAAGAAAUGUUACCGAAUUAUUUAUUUAUACACGAAUGAAGAACUUUAAGAACUUUGUGUGUGUGUGUGUGUGUGUGUGUGUGUGUGUGUUGAGAAGACGAGACCUGCAGUGUAAUGAAUGUAAUUGAAAUUAGUAAGAGUGUAAAUUUAAAAUGCAAAUUAAAUAUUUGCUAAUUUCUUAAUAUAAUAAUAAUAAAUAAUAAUGAAUAUUUAUUAAAAAAUAAUUUAAAAUAGAUUUUAAAUUAAAUUACUUUAAUGUGAUUAUUUGAAUUUAAUUAAAGAUAUAAAGUAUUUGUGCUUUGUAGCGUUUUCUCCGUUUCAGAUUUUUGUAAUAAUUUGAUCAUGCUGAUGAUGUAAUUAGCCUGUUAGCCUGUUAGCGGUGCAGUCACAAUUAAAUGUGUGUUUAUCUUUAGAGGUUUUCUCUGUUACACAGCUGGAGUUUAUACUGCACAGGAAAUAAAAUAUAAACCACUGAACGUCACGUUACACAAUAUAAACAGCAAUAACACACAAACUCACGUCAUCUCACACACAUCACAGUGACGCGAUUACGCCUGCAGUGACGUGCUCACACGAGCGGUGAUGUGGUUACGAAAGCGAUGACGUGGUUACAUGAGCAGUGACGUGGUAAUGCGAGCGGUGAGGUGUUACGCGAGUGAUGACGUGGUUACACGAGCGGUGAGGUGUUACGCAAGCGGUGACGUGAUUACGCGAGCGGUGACGUGGUUACGCGAGCGGUGAGGUGUUACGCGAGCGGUGACGUGGUUACGCGAGCGGUGAGGUGGUAACACGAACGGUGAGGUGUUACGCGAGCGGUGACAUGGCCACGUUGGGUGUGAAGUGGUCAUGUGAUCUGUGUUGCCACGUGAACAGUGAAACCAGUGCUGAAGUUUAUAAAGUGAUAUUAAGAAUAAAAGUUUUAUAUAAAUAAAUAAAGUGAAAGGAGUCGUGGCAUGUGAGAUCCUGUAGCUCUGUUACCAUCAAUAGGGACAUUUAGGUUUAUAUCUGAUAUAGAUUUAUAUUUAUUGUGUAAUAAACAUGUUGCAUGAUGUGUUUUAAAUGAUUGUGAUUAUAAAAUCAUUGGGGUACAAGGUGAAUAUUUUGAUUUGACAUGAAAUGAUGAUGAUGAUGAUAAUUACUGUGCAGUAUUUCAGGUUUCAGUAAUAUUGAUGUAAAUCAAAUGAAGUCAUCAAUAAACACCAUUAUAUGUGCA
Silurus meridionalis is the source of this 7475-nucleotide messenger RNA. It is a transcript of the gene amer3, whose product is annotated as APC membrane recruitment protein 3. The transcript has 3 exons. Gene Ontology annotation, biological process: regulation of canonical Wnt signaling pathway. Gene Ontology annotation, molecular function: phosphatidylinositol-4,5-bisphosphate binding; beta-catenin binding. The record is from RefSeq and is a predicted model, not a curated record. Lineage: Eukaryota; Metazoa; Chordata; Actinopteri; Siluriformes; Siluridae. Bases 629 to 3328 code for a protein of 899 amino acids. Gene Ontology annotation, cellular component: plasma membrane.